AGCGACAUAGCAGUGGUGAACCUAAGCUCGUGUCGUGGCUUCUCACGCGAAACGGACGAUAUCGUGUCUCUCAUAAUUGCUGUUUGUGUUUCUAAUUAAAUCAACAACUUUAAUUCUAUAUUUAUCCCUCUAAAAAUUAAUACUUAUAAUUACAAAUAAUAACUCGGAUAGAUAAAAUCAUCCUGUAUAAAAAAAUCUUUCUACUCAUUGGAGUAUAAAGUUAUUUAAUAAAUCAUUAUUAGCAAUUUGUGUUAUAUUGUUCAUGAAUCGGAAGUUUCAACGAGGAUAAAAAUGACCGAAAAGAAGAUUUUCAAAUGUUUGUACAAUCUCGUAAGAUUAUAUCCCGGAUCGAGACUUCAUCGUAUGAAUCGAUCACGUAUAAAGCGAUGACAAUAAAUGACGACUCUGGAAAUAUCAAUAACGUACGACAUAUAUAUGUAUGUACUUAAUAAAAAAUUGAUCGAGUUUCGAUUAUUUCUCUACACUAUAUCAAGAUAACAAUGCGCAAAGUAUAAGGAAGGAACUGUUAAAUCAAUUGCAUACAUAUGAUUCGAACGAGGGAGAAAACUGUUAGAGGAGGACAACCGGAAGAAGAUAAACGUUUGAAACGACACGGAUUCACCGGAGCGUCCUUGUAACACUAUCAAUUUCACAAUAGACUAUCGAGAAACAGGAGUAGGCCACAUCGGAUAGGAAUAGACGACUCUCAGUCUCAUGAUUAUUUUAUCCUAUCGAAAUCUUGUUCGUGUAUGAAAGAUGUAAACCAGUACACGAUUCCUCAUGUGACAUCGAUCUCGAGUUCGACCAUUUUUGAUCACCGAAAGAAAUUUGUAAAAAUUUACGAUUUACGAAAAAUGUCAAUAUCAUAGGAAGAAAUCAGAUAUUUAUUGAAAAAAAAAGAAAAUAAAAAUAGUAAAAAAAAUUUGUUGAGACAACAUCACGUACGACCGUUCAUAUUUAUUUGUCCUUCGAAACAAAUAGAAUGAGUCGAACGGAGAGUGUUAAUAUGAAGUGAAACACGAGCUUUAUCAUUUUAAUCGAACAUAUUAAUAAUAUCUUUAUCCAGAUUCUGCAAGAAAGUCUCUUAAAUAUUAUGUAUUUUACGAAAAGAUUUAAGAGUUCACAGAGAAGUUCCUUGUUAAUGAAAGAACGUACUGCAAGUGACAGGAUCUGAUCUACCUGAAAGAAUACCGAUGAAAAAGGGAUCUUCUUGUUUUUCUUUCUCCUGGAUUUUCUUUUGAUAAAACCUUGUCACCCUUUAGAAAUCCCAAUAAUAAAAGGAGAACGAGAUCAGUAUGAAAGAAUUUCCUUUUCUCUUCUAAGAGCGCGAUCCUUCUUCUUUUUCUUCUUUUUCUUCUUCUUCUUCUUUCUUAAAAAUUCUCGACUUUAACACAGCGUUCUGUCAGACACGAAAUUUGUCUCGAUUAUCGACCGGACCGGGCAAAUGCAUCGGCCACAGGACGCAGUCGCGGCUCAGGCGCGGCCUUGGGCGCCGAAGCUGCGCGACUUUUCUCGCCGCUGGAUCGAGUCCCUGAGAGCUCUCUACGGGGAAAACGGUGCUUCCUCGGUGUCAACCAUCCGUAAUCUCAUGGGUAAUUUACAAAGUGAUGGUAAGAAGAAAGGGAAGAAGGUAAGGGAUGCUGCGAAUGUUACAUAUCCGAGCGUGGACGUUCCUGAAUUUUCUGAGAUAACAAAAAUCGAAGGAAGGAAAAAUUCAAAGAGUUUAGAAGAUGUGGCUAGCUUCGAGAUCGGCAAGAGCGCACAUAUAUAUAAAUCUUCCAUUGAGAAGUUACAAACUCCAGCUAAAAGACAAGCACCUAAACCACCGAUAGUGACAACUGAGGUCGAAAAGACAACGCCCGAUGUGAAACCAAGUUCACUAUCUCAACAUCAUGGGGAAUCAUCAGCUACAAAUAUUUCUCAUGAUGUUGAGCACGAGACGAUCGAUAAAACACCUAGUGGAAUGUCUACUAUCAUCAAUGGAACAGUCUCAACAUCGAAAGAACCGAUUAUUGGGGCUAACACAACACCGGUGAACCUAACGAACCCCUCAUCGACGUUGCUGGUCACCGACUCCUGGCGUCUCGCCAAUAAAGGUUUGCUAGUAGCCGAGAUAUCUGCACCGCUCAGUCAGGAAUCUUCCAGUGACAGUGUCUUUACCGAUCCAGAGGAAGCUCUAUUACCUGCGGAAACGCAAUGCGCUUCUAUCACUCCAUCUUCGACGGAUAUAUUGGUGGCUUCUGUCUCAUCGCGCGAAGAUCACAGCGAUAAAAGAUCACCAUUUGCUGUCCUAAGGCAUAAGAAGAUACAAUUACCACCUACACCCUCGCAACUAAACAUCUCGCAAUCGCCGGCCAGUGAUACUAGAAAGACACCACAUAGAAGACACACCAUGUAUGAAACUUCACCUGAAAGUCAAGUACUUAGAAGAGUAGCAAAUUUGGUUUUAGAUCGUGCUAGUCUUGAAUCUAAAAACAACGAAAAUGCCAAAGUUAUACCACGCAAGCUCGAUUAUGGCCUUUAUAGUAAAUUCGAAGGAUUACGUUUGAUAGAAGUACUGACGUCUGAGUUACCAGAACAUUUAAAAUCUCAAUUGACAGAUGCGGAACGUGAAAAACUUGAUUUGGCUUUUUAUUCUCGUUUAGUAUCAACCGGUCUUCUUCGAUCAUUUACAGAUAAAGAUAGCACAAGUAAUAUUUCACAUACGGUAUCUUCUGGUAAUCAUCGAAAUCAAUACGAUACGUUGUCCCCGCCAUAUUCUACCGAAUCUUUGAAACGAUUUAAAACGAAGGAGGAUAUCGAAAGAUUGGAAAAGGAAUUGAUCGAUCUAAGGAACGAGAUCGAAAGAUUAAGAAAACAAAAUAAGGAUGUAUCUACGAUGGCACAGGACAAGUGUGUUCAAACAUCUCCAAAAAGUGUAUCACCGACCGGUACAAGUGCAAGUUCGCCUUCAUCGAACGAUUACAAAAGUGCAUCAGCAGCAACGAGUGUUAGCGACGGAGAGAGAGUCACGGUGAUCUCUCUCGACAGUUCGCCCGUUUUGCCUAACAAAUCUGUCGUCUCUAGCCAAUCGAAAGAAUCUAAAGAAGAACCUGAAAUAACUAAUUUACGAAUGUUAUUAAAAGAUGAGAGAUCGAAGAUCCAAAUUUCUACUCAAAAUUCACUUUCACCGAAUAAUGAAGAUACUAAAAAUCGGGAGAAUGAUUUAUCUCGCACUGUCAUUGGAGAAAUCGUAGCUGAAACAUCUAAAGGAAAGAUGUCUGUUAAAAAAGAAACAGUUGAAUUAUCCAAAACCGAAUUAUCCUCGUCAGUUCCUACCGUCAAAAGUGUCGAAAAAGCGGGUUUAGUGAAUGGAAAAAUGCAAGAAGAUAUAUCACAGACUUGUUCUUCUCCACCAGCUCCAGCUCCACCUCCUCCUCCUCCUCCUCCCCCUCCAAUACCACCAUCACCAUCUCCGUUACUUUCGAUAGUAACAGAAUCUAGUAUUAAUUUUCAAUCGAAACAAAUUCCAGCGUUAUUGGCCACGUGUAUCUCACCACCACUACCAUCUCCACCAUCCUCGUUAGAUUUACAAACUUUGUGUAUACCUCCACCUCCACCUAUGCCAAGUACUACACAAGUACAAUUUUUACAACCACCACCGCCACCACCUCCAAUCCCAGGACUGAUAGAACAAACUUCUUUAUCUUCAACACCACCGCCGCCACCAUUACCACCACCGCUUAUGUCUGGAAUUAUUGGACUUCCAUCUCCUCCACGACCACCACCAAUACCUGGAAUUGUUGGAUCACAACCUCCUCCACCACCACCAAUGCCCGGAAUGUCAGGGCCACCGCCACCUCCUCCUCCACCAAUGCCUGGAAUGUCAGGGCCACCGCCACCACCACCACCGCCAAUGCCAGGCAUGACUGGACCACCACCGCCACCGCCAAUGCCAGGCAUGACUGGACCACCACCACCACCACCACCGCCAAUGCCAGGCAUGACUGGACCACCACCACCACCACCACCACCGCCAAUGCCAGGCAUGACUGGACCACCACCACCACCACCACCACCACCACCAAUGCCAGGAACAUCUGGUCCUCCGCCACCACCAAUGCCAGGAAUAGCUGGACCACCACCACCACCAAUGCCAGGUAUGACUGGACCAUCGCCACCUCCUCUAUUUUCUACCUCGAUCACGGGAGCAGGUCCUGGCUCAAAUGCAUCAGGACCACCGCCACCUCCACCACCACUCGCUUCUACUCCAACUCCUUUACCUGCUCCUCCUAUCGGAGGCUGGAAUCCUCCCAGCAGAUCGACAUUGAGGAAACAACCUUUAAAUCCUGUAGUACCAAUGAAGCCACUCUAUUGGACGAGGAUUUUAGCACCGAUGGCUGCUUGCAGCAUAGGAGAGUCUACGACGUCUUUUUGGGCGGAAUUAGAAGAAGAAAAAGAUCUUGAUAUCACAGAAUUUACAAAUUUAUUUUCACGCCAAGUCACUGAACGGAAACUUGCAAAAAAAGGAGAGGAUGUAGCUAAGCCAUCGAAAGUGCAACCAGCUAAAAUACUUGAUUCAAAACGAUCGAAAACUGUUGGCAUUUUGGAAAAAAGUUUACACGUAGAUUUCACUGAAGUUGAAAAUGCUGUUUAUAAUCUGGAUACAAGUGUAAUUAGUCUCGAAGCGCUACAACAAAUUUACGAAGUUAGAGCUACAAAAAAAGAGUUAGACGAAAUAAUCGCCCACGAAGAAGUUAAUUCAGAAGUUCCGCUGGAUCGCCCAGAGAUUUUUUUAAAACGAUUAGCAGGAAUAGAUCACUUCAGUGAAAGAAUGGCUUGUUUGGUGUUCCAAUCCGAAUUUCAAGAUGCUAUUUCAUCUGUUUCGAGCAAAUUAACGAAUUUAAAGACAAUUUGUGAUUACUUGAACAAUUCUAAUUCACUAAAGAAGGUGAUGGCACUUAUAUUAACUUUAGGAAAUUAUAUGAAUGGUGGUAACAUGAUGAGAGGACAAGCGGAUGGCUUUCAUUUGGAGAUUCUUGACAAAUUGAAGGAUGUUAAGUCUAAAGUACCGGGUAUUACUCUAUUACAUUUCAUUGUAAAAGCACGAUUAGCUCAGGAAAAGGAUUGUAAUUUUGAUGAACCAUUACCUUUGCCUGUACCUGAGCCAGCUGAUAUUAAAGCAGCUUCGACAAUAAAUUUUGAAGAUAUUACGAAGGAACUUCAAAGGCUAGACGAUCAACUGAAAGCUUGCAAAACAAAAUACGAAGCUGUGGUCGAAUCAAAUCCACCUAACGCACGAAUAUUUAAAGAAAAUAUGAACGCUUUCUUCACCAGUGCUACAACGGAAUUAGAAAAUGAAAAUAAAGCAUUAGUUGAGGCUAAAAAGAAAUUUAAAACUGUUAUGCAAUUUUAUCAAUUCAUACCUAAAGGUGCUACUUUGGACACAGCUGAUCCUAAUCAAUUUUUUUCACUGUGGUUAAAUUUCUGUCAUGAUUUCAAGGAUAUAUGGAAGAAGGAACAGCAACGUCUAAGGAAAGAAAAAAUGGAACAAGAGAUUUGGAAGAGACUUGAAAGUAAGAGAAAUGUUCAAAGAAAAAAAUUAGAUCCUCAUGGAUUAAAAGCUAGGAUAUUAAAAAAAGAAAAACUUUCAAAGAAGUAUGACGCGUGAUAAUAUCAAUUAGAUAAAAGGAAAUUAAUUAAAUCGAUAUGAAAUAUCGGAUAGAAAAUUAAAAAAAAAGAAAAAGGAAAAAGAAAAAAAAGAAAAACGAAUCAUAAGAGAAUA
Vespa velutina is the source of this 5764-nucleotide messenger RNA. Its product is annotated as formin-2-like. The transcript has 11 exons. Gene Ontology annotation, biological process: actin filament network formation; cortical actin cytoskeleton organization; actin nucleation. The record is from RefSeq and is a predicted model, not a curated record. Gene Ontology annotation, molecular function: microtubule binding; actin filament binding. NCBI's taxonomy places the organism in Eukaryota, Metazoa, Arthropoda, Insecta, Hymenoptera, Vespidae. Bases 1445 to 5650 code for a protein of 1401 amino acids. Gene Ontology annotation, cellular component: actin filament; cytoskeleton; cytoplasm.